Messenger RNA from Cygnus olor (mute swan), 5446 nucleotides. RefSeq names its product ITPRIP like 2 (gene ITPRIPL2). The transcript has 2 exons. Lineage: Eukaryota; Metazoa; Chordata; Aves; Anseriformes; Anatidae. Bases 1 to 1770 code for a protein of 589 amino acids. The record is from RefSeq and is a predicted model, not a curated record.
AUGGAGAAGAGUGGCUCAGCCAUCUGGCUCACUCGGCGGCUGACGCGGCGCCGCUUCCCUCGGAAGAGGAAGCCUCGCAGCAAGCAGCGGCAGCGGCAGCAGGCAGGGGGGCGUGCGGCGGUGGGGAGCGGGGCGGCGGCGGCGCUGGGGGCGGCCGAAGGGGACGGCGGCGGCGGGGCCGGGCGCUCCCCGCCCGCAGGGCCGGGCGGCGGCCAGCAUGGCCCGAGCCCCCGCCGCGCCCCGGCCGUGUCCGACAGCCUGGACGCGCGCGUCCUGUGGCCGCUGGCCACCUGCCUGUGCACCGCGCUGCUCUGCCUCUGCCAGGCCCCGCGGGGCCGAGCGGCGGCGGGCGAGGAGGAGGAGGAGGAGGAAGGCGCGGCGGAGGCGGGCUCCGUGCCGCUGCUGAAGGGCUCGGCGCUGCUGCUGCUGGUGGCGGUGCUGCUGGGCAGCCUGCUGGCCCGCUGCUGCGGCUCGGCGGGGGGCGCUCAGCGGCACGGCACGGGGUCGGGCUGGGGGGCUGCUGCGGCUCGGCGGGGAGCCCUGGAGGGGUUCCACGCCCGGCAGCUGCGGCUCUCGCCCCACGUCCUGGGGCACAGCAAGGCGCACGUCGGCCGGGUGGUGGCCGAGCUGGUGCGCGCUGCCAAGGCGCAGGGGCUGCAGCCCGGCCCGCUGGCCCUCAGCCUGCGAGGGGACUUCGUGCGCAUCGGCAGCGCCUACGAGCAGCACAAGGUGCGAAGCCCAGACUGCUUCGACGUCCUGGUGCCGCUGCGCCUGCCGUCGCGCCUGGAGCCCGAGCCUCGAAGGGACCUGGGGCUGGGAUUGGGACCGGGAGCUGCCUUCGUGUGCGGGCUGCGGGCCCCUGCGGGGGCUGGUUGGCCACGCCGCUACCGGCCCUUUACUGAGGGCUUCUGCGUGGAGCCGCAGGGCCGCUGCCUGCUCUCGUCGGCGCUGGUGCUGCGCUGGUUCCAGGGCCACCUGCAGCGCUGCCUGGGCGCCGUGCGGUACCGGCUGCAGGAGCGCUGCCGCAUCAGCCUCUCGGCCUGCCCAGGGCGCCCACCGACGCUUCACAUCUUGCCUUGCUCCGACUAUGUGUGCUGCCACAUCUCCAUGGCCGUGCGCCUCAUCCCCGCCAUCCCCCUGGGCGACGCGCUCUACCUCACGGCCCUGCCGCCCGAGGGUCCGCAGGCAGCCCCGGCGCAGGAGGCCCUGUGGGGCCUGAACGCCUCGCGGCAGGAGCAGCGGCUGCUGAGCUGGUUGAAGGAGCAAGCCCCGGCCUCCUCCUGCCACCUCAAGUGCCUGCAGAUCCUUAAGGGCCUGCGGGACCUCCGCAGGCAGGGCCUGGAGGAGCCGUUCUGCUCGCUGUGGGGCCAGGUGCUCUCCUCCUACGUGCUGAAGACGGCCCUCUUCUCCCUGCUGCUGCAGGGGCCCCUGGAGGCUUGGGAUGAGCGGUUCCUGGUGGAGCGGCUGGAGGACCUGGUGAUGUACCUCAGGGACUGCCUGCGCAAGCAGGUGCUGAUGCAUUUAUUCCUGGGCAACACCAGCCUCCCCGAGGCGGUGGCGCUGCCCAGGUUCCUCAAGGAAGCCGCCCCUGUGAACUUGCUGGCUCCUUUCGACGGGCCCACGCUGGACAUGGCCGCCUUCCAGCUGCUCUACACCUGGAGCCAGGCCCCGCACCUCAUCAGGGUGUACAGCAGACCCCGGUACCUGCGGCCAACGCCUGCCCCGUGCCGGCACGUCGUCGAGGCCCGGCAGGAGCUGCACGGAGAGUGACCGACAUUGCCCGCAUGCCCGUCUGCCCAGAGCCCACAUCUCCCCGAGGAAGGUGGGAUCCGCUGAAAUGUUCUGCGGUUUUGUCCCUGACCUGAGAAAACUAGGAAACCAAAGGCCAAGACUUAAGGAAAUUGUGAUUGCUUCAGUUUUUUAAUCUCAUCCUUGUUGGUUCGUGGAGAAUUGUGAAAUUUCUGGGGAAAUGCCUUAGUGGGGAAGUGUGAAAGUUUGGUCAGCUCCAAGCAACAAUUCUGGAAAUUUGUCUUAACUUGUUGUUUUAUUGGCAAAAUUGACCUUUUUCUGAGAUUUGCUUUUUAUCAUACAAAAUCCAUUUGGGAUUUAAAAAUCUCAUGAGUGCAAACAAAACCUCCUAAUGUACCGAGAUGCUCUUAAAAUGAGAUGAGCGUUAGAGCAUGGGUGCUGAUCUCAGUUUGAAAUGCUCAAUGACAUGAUUUAAAUUUCCUGUGUAAUCUAAUACAUCGUGCUGAAUGGAAAUAUAAUAUGCAUGCUAAUGCGGCAUCGAGGGAAGAAGUUAAACCUCUCUGAUGUAUGAAGAAUCUAGUUGUGCCUUUCUGUGUUAAAUGAAGGUUUUACUGAAGGAUUGAAAUGUGGAUAAAAAGAAACAAAUAGCACUUUAUUUUCACAAAGGCCUUCAUUCUACCAUAAUUGGCUGCUCUAAAUACUUGCUAUGGGGGAGGCAUUAGUAUUUUCAUAAAGGGAUGAUGUUUGAAUCAUCCCCAAGAAAACCUUCUUUUGACAGAAAUACUCGGGAGUCCAUUUGUGGGUUCUUGGUUUUGUACCUUUUUUUUUUUUUUUGAGUAACUUUUUCUCAGAAUUUUCUUUAAUACAAGGACCAACAACAAAACAAAGACAUUUUAUAUUUGUUUCGGAACAAACCUUCAACCAGUCCAAAUCUCAGUGCUGUAAGCUGACUGCUGUGCCCUUGUGCUCUCCAGUAAGAGUGUGGUGGGAUUUUUGGAUUAAUGCCUAGCCGGUUCUCUGACUGUGGCAGUGUUUUGACCAAAUAACCUGAUGGGAUUUUCUAGUGCUGUGCUAUAGCAAAUCAUUAUCUUGUUGUGGGGAGGAGGAAGUAAAAUAUUUCAGGGUACUUGAUAAUUCUGUAGCACGAUUUCAUGGUACAGUGGGGCAGUCUUAGGCUAUGGAUUAUGGUGUCUCCUAAAUGUAAGCAUCAGUGAGAUAAUUUCCACUUCUAGUGGAAAGAUUGUUUGAGAAUACUUCGCAUAGGGUCUUACCGGGCUGAACAGGCAUCGUUUAACUGUUUGCUAAACUUCUCCCAUUGGUCUUGGUGGUGAAGUUCAGCUUGAAGGAGUGCUUGGGCUUGCGGGCCUCUGGCUGGUUGUGUCCUGGUCUCUGGAAUAACCUGGUGAGGUGUAACGCAGCUCUGCAAGUGUCCUGUGUUCCUGGUACAGGAGCCUGAUGUAUCCUAGGGUGUCAGCAAACGCAGAAUGGCAAAUCUUUGCUUUAAGUUAAAACCUUGGGUCACCUGCUCAAGUAUUUGAUGUAUUGAAAGCCAAAACCUGUUACUGAGUUGCUGAUGCUCAGGAUGUUAACAUUUGCCUGAUUACCCACUCUACUGUGUCCUAGGUGAGCAAUCUGAAAUGAAUUAUAAAUUACUAAAAGUAACUCCUGGGAAGCUUCAGGAUAACUUGAAAUUACUAAUACGCUCCUCCUCUCCCUGAUGUACAUAGAGAUACUGGUGUGCUUUAUUCACAGUUCUAUGCAACAAAGCACAAAACAAACAUUUUUUAAAUCUAUGAAGCUUUAUAAAAAUUUAUUUUUCUAAAUGGAAACACUCCCCAGGCAGAUGUUUGCCUACUUCUGUCUGUGUAUUUUUUUAACUGCUCUUGCUGUCUUAUUUUCAGGUAAUUAUAGUGUAGGUCACACCCGCAAGUUGGGUUAUUUUUAUAUAUGAAGCGCUGUGCUUCUUUCUACAAAUACAAAUAGUGUAUUUAAAGGUAGUACUGAUCAAAUGUUCUUUGCACAUGGUAUUUAAGGCUAAGUGAGCUACCUUGGUCAGUGGUGGUUUUUUUAGUUUGGUUGUUUUUUUUGUAGCAGACCAUGAUAUGUACUGUUUCUGCAGACUUGUGUUAUUUGUUGAUUGAAAUGUGAUGCAGGUCUGCAGUCAGUGGACUAGAUGCAGGUCUGCCCAAAGGACUAGAUGGCCAGUCCAGGGUACUGUGGCUGCCUGAGCUCAUGAAAAAACACUCCAGCUGUUAAUUCUGGCAUCAUAACCGCUUCAGUCAGCUGUUGGUUUGUUCACAUCGCUGUGCAUCCCUCUCUCUGAAAAGUGAUCUUUUCUGUGAAAAGGGAUGCGUGUUUGGUGUGGAUUCUGUACUGGUGGGAGUCUGUAGUAAACCUGGUAAGAACUUUGUCAUUAAAGUGUAGUAAAAGGAAGAGAUGGUUGCAUCAGGCAAUUCAUGGCAAGGAGAGAUGGAGAAAAUAAAUAGAAAAUGAAAGUUGGGCUGAGGGGUGAGUGAGACUGAUGGUAAACUCUCAGUGAAGACGCACUACAAAUAAGCCAAGGGACAUGGGGUUAAGGUUGGAGAUCUAUUGAGAGUUAGGCAGACUUGGGGUGGAGGGAAAAGAGAUUUAACUGGGUGUUAUUUUGACAGUAUUUCGAAACCAAUUGAAUCCAUCUGGGCAACCUUUCUUGAGGUGACCAUGUGCACGCUGUUGGGUGAGGGCUGAGGAAGACCUCUAGACUAACUUGCAGCUCUGUUGGGCAGCUGAGACAUUAAGUGUAUUUUCUUUAUCUGCUGCAAAGUGAGUGUUCAUGAGUCUGAUUGACAAAAGGAGCUGAUGGAAGUUGGGUUCUGUUACGCUGUUCAUCGUACUCCACAAGAAACGUGACAGUGGUAGGAACUGUAGUGUCCUGGUGCCAUUAUGGAGCCUUAUCUGCAAGGAGGUGUGUAGAGAACUUGACCUGGCGAUACUGUACUAAAUACACCAAGGUUCUGAAUAUGUGCCAUGUGUUAAGGUCGUAGCUGUUACAGUGUACUAUAGGUUCAGCAUGGUGGCCUCUGUACACGGAAACUGAAACGAAAAUGCAGAAGAAAGAGCAUGUUAUUUAGCACUAAUGUGGGUUCUUGGUUCUCUUUAUCUGCAAGCUAGUGUUACAGAGAUUUUGUGCAAAUGAAGUUGGUUUUAUUGAACAUUGGUUGGGACGGGGAGUCACACCUGCGAAAGAGUAAGUUAAUUUGCCAAAAUGCAUAUUGGCAAUGCAAUGGCAAUGCCAAAAUGCAUAUACGUGACUUCUCGUUGUAUUGAAAAAUAGUAUAUAUUUCUCAAAGACAUCAUUAUUUCUUAUCUGACUAAAUGUCUCAAAAACAUUCCUCCUCUUUUGAAUUUGAAUCUCUACAGAGUAAUGUAAAUUUCAAAUGUCUGUCUGCAAUAGAUGUUUUUGGUACAACUAUUUUUGCUGGUUAAUAAUUAGACCAAAGAUUAAACUAAAGUGUUUGGCUGCUAUUGCUAUUUUUUGUUUUGUUUUGUUUUCAAAAAAAAGUGUUUAUAGACUCAAAAUGUCAGCCCAUUUUAAUGAAACAUUUAUAAAUUCAUUUCCUAUUUAAUAUCAAAAUACAUUUGCACUUUUAUUGUUUCCAUAAAGUUGGUGUUCUUGUUUUAAUAUUUCACUGUAGUAAUAAACAGCUGUUUUAAAGCA